AUGUUUUUGAAUUUUAACUUUUUUUCAAACUGCAGGCGCAGUCUACAGGAAAGUAGGAGAGGUCAAAUUCAAAGACCUAAAUUUUCCAUAGAAGGUGCUAAUGAGGCAGAUGUUACUGUUACUGAUUCAAAAUCCCAGUCCUCAACCAAACACCAAAGAAGUAAACACAGAGAUAGUGGAAAUCGCAAAAAUUCCAAACACAAGACGAAAAGUGAUGUUGCUGAUGUCGAUGAAGAUGAGUUGAUUCACUCGGAAAAUCCUUAUGGAGACUUUUACGCAAACGAAACGACAAUUCGAGAUAUACCUCUAAAUCAGUUAGAAUCUGUUAUAGCUGAAAAAAGAAAGGAUAAGGACGACGGGUUUCAGAGAGAAUAUGCUACAUUACCUUACGGGGAACUAUACCAAUGUGACGCUGGAAAGAAAGAGGAGAAUAUGGUUAAAAACCGAUACAAAACCACAUUUCCAUAUGACCAUUCCAGAGUUAUAUUGAGAACAGAAUCAGGAUCCGACUACAUCAAUGCAAACUAUAUUGAGGGUGCAGAUAGAGAAAGAGAGUAUAUCGCAGCACAAGGACCUAAGCAGAAUACACUGGACGAUUUUUGGGAAAUGAUUUGGCAAGAAAAUGUAUUUUCUAUUGUCAUGUUGACAAAUCUGAAAGAAGGAACUAAGGUCAAAUGUCAUCAAUAUUGGCCAGAUGUAAAUAAGAGCCGUAAUUACGACACUGUGUCGGUAAAAUUGACAGAGGAAAAAGAGUAUGCCUUCUACAUUGUUCGAAAGAUGACUGCUAGGCACAAUGAGUCAAAGGAGUCACGAACGGUGACUCAGUACCAUUAUACAGCUUGGCCAGACCAUGGAACCCCUGAUCCCCUUUUUCUUAUUGUCUUCCUUGAUCACGUCACGAGAACAGGAACCAAUCAGAAUAACUCCCCAACAAUUGUUCAUUGCAGUGCGGGGAUAGGAAGAACGGGGACAUAUAUAGCGUUGGACACUUUGGAACGAAAAGGGCGAAAGAGAAAGAAAGUCAACGUAGCCGAGUAUGUAAAGAAAAUGAGGGAAAACAGAAUGAACAUGGUGCAAACCUACGAACAGUACAUGGUGAUUUUUCUUGCGUUGAAUGAAAUAUUUAAGUCGCCGGUUAACAUCAGCACCAUCGAAGACUUUACAAAAAAAGCCGGGCCCAUGAUUACUGAUGAACCAGCCAAUCAAAGUACAUUACGAAAAGAAUUUCAGCUCUUGAUGAAAAUAAGACCUGUAUACACCGACACUGACUUUAAGUUUGCCAAAAAAAUGUGUAAGGAUGAACAUUUCAAAGGUGCAUUGCCUUUGGAUAAAUACAGUGUUCAUCUUUCAACCACAGUCCCAAAUCGAGGAAGUUUUAUUAAUGCCAUAUACGUACCGUCAUUCACCAACAGUAGAGCGUUUAUAGUGACGCAGUAUCCAUCAACAGAGGACGCUGUUGACUUCCUGCGGCUGCUAAAUGAUUAUGAAUCUGACACUGUUAUCUGUAUGGAUCCACUAAAUGAAAUUGAAUCGAGUCAGGUGUGGUUUCCUGGUCAAUCCUCCUCCACAAUCUCUCCAUUCAGUAUCCAAUUACAAUCAAGAACGGAAACUGACGUCAGCAGCUCUAUCAUUUACAUCCGGAAGAAAAAUAGUAAGAAGUCUCAUUCAGUGACAGUUGUAGAGCCAAGGAACAUCAUCAAAGUAUCCGGAACUCCUCUGGAUACAUCUAUGCUUCGUAGUCUGGUUUCUGUUGCUGUUAGUGUGAAGAAAGAAAAUCCUGUCAUUGUUGUCAGCAGUGACGGUGCUUCACUUUGCGGUGCGUUUUGUGCAGUUCAUAAUGUGAUCCAACAAAUUAAUAUGGAUGGAAACUUGGAUGUUUUUACUUCUGUCAGACAACUGCAAGUUCGGAGACCUGAAUUCUGUUCCAGUCUAGAAGAAUACAGAUUGGUCAUCAAGGCUGUGAAUGACCACAUACAGAGAGGCACUGAAAACAUAUAUUCUAACCAAUGAAUGUGUAGUUUACUAUUUAAAGACAUAGACAUACUAUUUUAUUGUUAUCGACUGUAAAUGUAAUAGUGAUAAUAAUAAUAAUAACUGCUUUUGUCAUCAUGAGU
This is a messenger RNA of Saccostrea echinata, 2114 nucleotides long. Its product is annotated as receptor-type tyrosine-protein phosphatase epsilon-like. The record is from RefSeq and is a predicted model, not a curated record. Gene Ontology annotation, biological process: protein dephosphorylation. Gene Ontology annotation, molecular function: protein tyrosine phosphatase activity. Bases 1 to 2010 code for a protein of 669 amino acids. NCBI's taxonomy places the organism in Eukaryota, Metazoa, Mollusca, Bivalvia, Ostreida, Ostreidae. The transcript has 17 exons.